Alternaria alternata is the source of this 4477-nucleotide messenger RNA. RefSeq names its product peroxin 6. Lineage: Eukaryota; Fungi; Ascomycota; Dothideomycetes; Pleosporales; Pleosporaceae. Gene Ontology annotation, molecular function: ATP hydrolysis activity; ATP binding. The coding region runs from base 76 to 4410 and encodes 1444 amino acids. Gene Ontology annotation, cellular component: peroxisomal membrane; cytosol. The transcript has 3 exons. The record is from RefSeq and is a predicted model, not a curated record. Gene Ontology annotation, biological process: protein import into peroxisome matrix.
UGGCAUGCAACAAACAGAGAGCCGCCAAUGCUCACAACACUGUCCAUUGAGGCAGACACUCUCCAGUAAUCCAUCAUGGACGCGCAGAAUGGAGUCGUUCAUGCACACAAGAAGCGACGGAGGAGACGUCUUGACCGCCCUCCUAUCCCGGCGCGAUUACUGCUCGACGACCGCAUCAAGGGCGAGGUCGGAGUGCUGUCGGAGGACUUGUUCAACGACCUGUUUCCUGGAUCCAGAAGCAGGAGCGCGGCAACGAACGGAGACACGCCAGACUCGCAUCGCGUUCAACACGUCGCCAUAACCCCCUGGCUACCGAGCUCCAUCGUCGCUUCCCAGAAUACCCCCUGGACCAUCCUGCCCGUGCGACCAGCCGACAAGACGGAGAAUGGCACAGCGCGUCCGCAUUCGUCUCUCCAGAUCCCAGCGUCGUCCCUCGCCCUCCAGUCGUUUUCGCACCUCCUCCAGAACAUCGCCCCAAACAAGACGCAGAGGCGAGACACACCCAUCGAGGUGCGCAUAUACGAUGUUGUACCCGUCGGGCUAGAUACCGUCUAUGUCAAUCUGGACACGGAAGCGCUGCGGAAGCUGGACGAGGUGCAUGCAAAAUUCGGCGGGGGCUUCAUUACCCAGAUGAAUGGUGCAUCGCGAGCCUCCAAGAGCCGUCUGGAAGCCAACGGGACAAUGGGCAAGGCCGUCGACCUCGCGACGCAAGAGGAGGUUUGGCGACAGGCCGUACGCGAAGCCCUACAACUACCCACCGUCCUCCACACUGGCGAUUUGCUUCCUCUGAAGCUACCCGCUCAUCCCAUCACCCACGUCCCACCUCCGCCAGCCAAGAUCAGCGCCUCGGAACCUGUGUCGCAAGGUCUCCUGCUACCGAGCACGAGAAUCGUCAUACUCCAAUCGCAUCGCAGCAGCUCCAAGCAAGCUGUCCUCCUCCCACCCGUUAAGCAGCCUGCGACUACCAAUGGAUUCGGCGACGACGACGAAACCGACGAUACGUCCAACGAUACCUUCUACUCCGCAGCAGAAGACAACUCGCGCAAUGCCUCUCCGCCAGACGAGGAAUCUACCGAUAAUUUCGAGUCUGAGCUCUCUGAAAGCGAUGCUGGAGAUCUGUCCGAUGAGUCCGACGACAUCAUCUCGCUGAAUGCGCCUAUGCUCCCGCCUCAGUCCUCCGGUGUGCUUUCGUCCUUUACAUCCGCAACGCCCCGACCCGGCAACUUCCGUACCAACGGAAUUGCGACCCCAGGAUCAGUCUAUUCCAGUUUCACGGCUACGACAGCUCGUGGGCCGACAAGCAAGAGCAAGGUGUUCAAGGCCCAGGGGCUCCUCCAGAGCGUUCCGGAUGAUCUUGUUCACCCAAAGCCUGGGAGCGAAGACGACGAAGAAGCUCGUGUAUUCGUCGACAUAAAUACACUGGUCAAGGUUGGCUGCUUCUCGGGCGACUGGGUGAAGCUCGAAGGUACCGAAGCCCCUUCGUCACAUCCCCUCUGGGGCUUGGGCGCAUUCGGACGAGCAGACGAAGAAGAGAACACGAAUUGGCGCCCCGUCAGGGUCUUCGGCUUGCCAGAAAACAUGUCCAAGAAGGUGGCACGAUACCCCGUCCAGAAGACUUCGGAUCUUGAUCGACGAAGCAGCUUCUCGGGCUUCUCACAACCAGCCUUGUCGCUACAUGCCUAUCUUUCACCAAUUCUUCUUGCAAACCUAGGCAGUCCUUCUCACCUUCGUAUCACCCCAUUAACCCCCAGCCAGUCUUCGCAUCUGCCUAGGAGCGCUAUUCAGAAGCCGCGGUUGAACAGCUCUUCUUUGCCACCAUCCGCUAAAGAGGUCACACUCCUAAAAGUAUCAACACCUCUAUCGUCCGAUCGUUUACUUCAACCUAGUUUGUUCGCUGCCUUGAAAGACCACUUUGAGCAAAAGCGGCGGAUAGUGAAGAGCGGUGACCUGAUAGGCGUAUCAAUCGACGAGUCCCUUGGUCGUGCAGUGUUCCAAACUACAACAGAAGAGGACGUCGGUAACGACGAGCUUCUCGCGAGAGUCAAGCCAACCGCUAGUGAUGAAAGCACAAGUGUCAGCAGCCGCAAUCCAAAGGUCGUAUCGUGGUUCAAGAUUGGCAAUGUAUCAAGUCCUACUCACACGUCUCACGAUGGCGAAGAAGUUGAUAUCUGGGGCGGCGCUGUGACGGUAGAUGCUGCUAGCACAAAGAUGGAGAUGAACGGUAGCGAGCAAGGCAAGACGCCAGCUCCCAUCAACAAUGCAUGGCAAUACUAUCUAGGUGCCAAACGAGCUCCUGUAUCAAGCUCUCAAAAGACCAUGGCACUGGACGAACUGCCUAAACCUUACAUCUCGUCGCUGCGGAGACGAUUGCGCGAACUCAUGUCCGUGGCUACCAGCCCUCGAGCCAUCCACCUAGGUCUGCCACCUAUCGCCGUCUUGAUUACUUCGACCCAACGUGGCAUUGGCAAGUCUACCGUUGCGACGAAAGCUUGUGAAGACCUUGGCCUGCACACGUUCUCCAUCGAUGCUUUCGAUAUCGUCACUGAAGGCGGUGCCGGAGGUGGCGAUGUCAAAACUGAAGGCUUCCUGAAAGCUAGGGCCGAGCGAGCUUUGACAUGUGGUGCUGAGUUUACAGCACUGUUGGUCAAGCAUGUCGACGCACUCAACGCUGAUCGUAUGAACACAGCAUUAAAAGAGAUCUUAGCCGACUCUCGCGUACUGAUCGCAACAACAACCGAAAUCGACAAGGUACCAGAAGGUAUCCGCGGACUCUUCACCCAUGAGAUUGAGAUGACAGCCCCUGACGAAGGCGAAAGAGAAGGUAUUCUUCGAAGCAUCGUCGACGACGCCGGCAUCCGUCUCUCCCCUGAAGUUGAUCUAGCAAACGUCGCCGUCAAGACUGCCGCCCUAGUAGCUGGCGACCUCGUAGAUGUUGUCGAUAGAGCUCUUGUCGCAAAGCAACAACGCCUCGAAGCCCUCGCUGUGUCCGCUUCAAAAUCGCUUACCCCACCCGACACAAUCACCACUCGCGACAUUGAACUAGCCGGCGGUCACUUUAGCAGCAGUCUCACAAAAGCCGAUCUUGACACCGCCGUCGACGCCGCACGUAAGAACUUUGCUGAUGCAAUCGGCGCGCCCAAGAUCCCCAACGUGGGCUGGUCUGAUGUGGGAGGUCUCACGCACGUCAAAGACGCUGUCAUGGAGACGAUCCAACUUCCUCUAUCACGUCCUGAGUUGUUUGCAAAGGGCAUGAAGAAGCGCAGUGGAAUCCUCUUCUACGGCCCUCCCGGAACAGGAAAAACACUCCUUGCAAAAGCCAUCGCCACGGAAUUCUCCCUCAACUUCUUCAGCGUAAAGGGCCCUGAGCUGCUCAACAUGUACAUUGGUGAAUCGGAAGCCAACGUCCGCCGUGUCUUCCAGCGCGCCCGUGACGCGCGUCCUUGUGCUGUCUUCUUCGACGAAUUGGAUUCCGUGGCGCCGAAGCGCGGUAACCAGGGUGAUAGCGGCGGCGUCAUGGACCGCAUUGUGAGUCAGUUGCUCGCUGAGCUCGACGGCAUGAGUGAUGGCGGCGAGGGUGUGUUUGUUAUUGGUGCGACGAACAGGCCAGAUUUAUUGGACCAGGCGUUGUUGAGACCCGGCCGUUUCGACAAGAUGCUUUAUCUGGGUGUGAGCGAUACGCAUGAGAAACAGCAGACUAUUUUGGAGGCGUUGACUAGGAAAUUUACUCUUCAUCCGUCCGUUAGCCUCGCCCGCGUAUCCCAAGGGUUACCUUUCACAUAUACAGGAGCAGACAUGUAUGCCCUCUGCUCCGACGCCAUGCUCAAAGCCAUCACACGGAGCGCCAAAUCAGUCGAUGAGAAAGUCGCAGCAUACAAUUCAACACAUAACCCACCCAUUACCAUUGCUUAUUUUUUCGACCAUCUCGCUACAGAGGAGGACACGGCUGUCAUGGUGACAGAAGAAGACUUUAUGGAAGCACACAAGGAGCUGGUGCCUAGUGUUAGUGCGGACGAGUUGAGGCACUACGAUAGGGUGAGGAAGCAAUUCGAAGGUGCAGGGAAGAAGGAAGGGGCCGAGACGAAGAACGGUACUGCCGCUCCUCCUCUAGCCAUCGAACAAGCUUCUAGUGCAACAACGGCCAAGGGCAAAGCGAAAGCUCCUGUCCACGAGGACGAGACCGAAAUGGUUAUCCGCACAGAAAACGUUCAGCUGAAUGGUAAUGCGGGUGUGAGUGGAAAUGGACUGGCGGGUGGCGGUGUGGAUAUCAGUGGUGGUAGUGCGGCAAGCAGUGGCGGGAGUAGCAAGGGCAAGGGCAAAGCGCCGGUGAAUCACAGUCAGGGAAAGAGUAGUGUUGACAUCGCCGAAGGAGGAUUUGGAGAUGCAACGCAGGAUGACGAUCUGUACUCUUAACUUGUUUUUUUCUUCUCCUCGCACCUUUUUGCUGUUGUAGAUAUUAGAGAUUUUUUACAUGGCGCCG